AUGGAUACGAUGUUGAUGCUUCCUCAGGCUGAUAGGGAGCAAUGUGCUGCUUUUAUCCGAGACGAACGCGUCCUCAUCGUCUGGUCUGAAUCCAUCGACCGCAUUGUACCACUUUGCCAAGACUUUGAAGAACGCCUCAUUAAACUCCUCUGGCGCUCCCGGCCCAUGCUUUCAGGCAGUGCUCCUUCGACUCAAACGCACAUCUCGAUUGGGAGUGGGGUUGGCAGUUUGGCGAGUGGAGGUGGUAUGACCCCGUUGAUUGGCGCUGUGCCUAUUAGUCCGAGUGCGCUGAGUGGGGUUGGGGCAGCAGACGCUGCUGCUGCGAACGAGUGGGGGUUGAAUAGACCCCGCAAUAGCAGUUUGUCUAAUAUUGCUGCUGCUGGUGGUGUGGAUGGGACUACGGGGAGUCGUGCGGGGAGUUUAUUCCGUGUUCAUGGUGGCGUUGUGAAAGGCAUCUUCGGUGAACUCGGACGUGAUCCUGAGGAGUACGAUUCGGUGCCGCUCGAAAAGGAGAAAGCGCUUACGGGUACCUCGCCUGGUGUGGAGGUGAAGGAGAAAGAGGUGGGAAGGAGGUUACCGCGAAUUCCGCGCAAGGAGACGACGAAGAAGGUGCAGAAGAGGACGUGGUACGGCCGGAAGUAUACGGUUGAAGUCCCGCUUUCGGAGAAGGAGAUGUACGAGUUGUCGCCGCAGGUUUCGGAUUCGGCGUCGCUUGCUGAGCAGGGCUCGCUGCACUCGCGUUCGACGGAUACUUCGCCUACCAUCGGUCCUGAUGGUGCGUACAUCCACCCGCCGACCAAGGGCGAUAAGAAGGCGAGAUGGGGUAUUGGAGGGCGGAGUCGGCCUGUCAAGUUGUACUCCCCAAUAUACAAUGGAAUCGCUGCUGGGAUGGCGUUGGUGUUUGUGGGAAAUGGGAUUAGGACCUUGCUGAUGGAGUGGAGGCUUGAUGGAGACUAUUCGAGGUUUGCGUUGGUGUUCUUCGCGACGCAGAUUGUGCAGAACCUCGCCAUGGCUGUAGGACCUAUCGCUCAUUUCCAUGAGAACUCGAAGUAUUACAGUGCGGUUAAGCCCAAGCCUAACAAGGAGGUGGAUAAUUGUUUGCCGCAUGUGACCAUUCAGAUGCCGGUUUACAAGGAGAGCUUGGAUAGCGUUCUGGCACCUUCGAUCCAGUCAUUGAAAAAGGCCAUGCAGACGUAUGCUAGGCAAGGUGGGACGUCGAAUAUUUUCAUCAAUGACGAUGGUCUUCGGCUUCUCUCUCCUGGUGAUCGGGAUGCUCGUCUGGCUUUCUAUGCGAACCAUAACAUCGGUUGGGUCGCGCGUCCUAAACACGACGAUGGGCCGGACGGGUUCAAGCGUGCUGGACGGUUCAAGAAGGCUUCGAACAUGAAUUACGGUCUCGCGCUCUCUCUGAAGAUGGAAAAACACCUCGAAGCGCUCGUUGCUCAACGUGCGCAAGCUAAUAGUCGGGACUCGACAAUGAUGACGCGUACUAGUGAUAUUCACGGAAGUUCGAAUGGGGAGGGGACUACGCAGUUUGGAGCGCAGUACCAGGGUCGGGAUGGGGAUGAGAGUGUGCGAUGGGGUGUGGCGUUUGGGAAUAAUCCCCCUGCUGGUGGCACUCCGCCUGUUUCUCCAAUCUCCCCGUUCAAUGGGAAUGGGAAUGGACGGUCUACACCUAAUGGACGGAGUGGGACGCCGAGACUUGGUGGUGGUGGAAAUGGCACUGGGACCCCUGUUUCGAAUGGUGGGAACCCGUUGGCGACUUGGGGCCAUGAUGAUUUGGAGGAGAAGGCGCUUGCGCUGGCUAUUGAGGAGAUGUGGGAGGAGAGUGGGAGGAGGUGGAGGCCUUGGGCUGCGAAUGGGAAGAAUACGAGGAUUGGUGAGAUCGUGUUAAUUGUGGAUAGUGAUACCGUUGUACCGGAGGAUUGCCUUCGGGAUGCUGCGAGGGAGAUGAGGGAGAGUCCCACUGUUGCUAUUAUUCAGCAUGAGAGUGAUGUCCUUCAAGUCGCGCACCACUACUUUGAGAAUGGUAUUGCCUACUUCACGAGGAGGAUUAACAAGUGCAUCUCGAUCUCUUGUGCCAACGGAGAAGUCGCACCGUUCAUGGGACAUAAUGCCUUCUUGAGGUGGAAAGCUAUCCAAGACGCCGCUUUUGUCGACCCAGCCGAUGGUCAGGUGAAGAUCUGGUCCGAGGCGAAUGUGUCGGAGGAUUUCGAUAUGGCGUUGAGGUUGAUGUUGAAAGGGUAUAUCAUUCGAUGGGCCACAUACUCGGAUGGAGGGUUCAAAGAAGGUGUUUCACUCAGUGUGGAUGAUGAAUUGAACAGAUGGCAGAAAUACGCGUAUGGGUGUAACGAGUUGUUGUUCAACCCUAUCAUCGAGUGGUGGCGCAAGGGACCUGUUUCCCGCCAGAUUCACAAGUUCUUGUGGAGUAGCACGCCAUUGCAUUACAAGAUCUCGAUGCUGGCUUAUGGCAUUGCGGGCGCGAUCACGAUUUCGCUGAUCAAUUACGUCCUACUUGGCUUCCAAUUCCCUGUCGAUGGCUUCUUCAUGCAUAGCUUCGAGAUUUGGCUGGCCACCACGGUUGUGUUCUGGGGGAGUGGAACGGUUGGAUAUACGCUUUUGGAGUAUAGGCUUGGGAGAAAGUCCUUGGCUCUAGUUCCUCGGAGGGAGGAGUUGUUGUAUGCCCGUGGAUCCGGUCAAUAUCGGUACGAGAAGAUGACGGAGAUGAGGCUAUGGGGUGUGGAUAGACGUGUGGGUGGCGUUUGGGAAGGUCGAGAGUCGCUGACUGCCAACAACGGUCGCGUCUUGUCACUCUGUGGCAGUCUGGGCCUCUACGGGCUAUCGACGACCGUGUUAGGCUUCUUCUUCUUCGGUGGAUUGGCUAUCCCUCUCACGCAGGCCAUUCUCGCGCACUUAUUCUCGUACAACAUGCAAUGGGCAGCGACAAAGAAAGAAGUCGAACGAUCCAAUUUCUUCAAGGAAAUUCCAAAGAUCGCCAAGCGGUUCUGGUUCUCACUCCUGUUCUCGUUCAUCAUCCUCGUUGCUAUUGUUAUCCUGGCGACGCCCAUUGUCCCCUUAGAGUGGAGGAUUACCGGCGAAGGAUGGGCGGUGAUCCUUCCUCUUGCGAUGACUGCCGGUUGUCAUAUCUUGUUCCCGAUCGUGCUCAACCCGUGGUUGAUGGUCUUCUCAUACUAG
Molecule: messenger RNA, 3195 nt
Organism: Coprinopsis cinerea okayama7#130
Lineage: Eukaryota; Fungi; Basidiomycota; Agaricomycetes; Agaricales; Psathyrellaceae
Exons: 18
Coding region: 1-3195 (1064 amino acids)
Source: RefSeq, a predicted model, not a curated record